Messenger RNA from Dovyalis caffra, 474 nucleotides. Lineage: Eukaryota; Viridiplantae; Streptophyta; Magnoliopsida; Malpighiales; Salicaceae. The record is from the annotation of a GenBank genome assembly.
CUUGUCGAUUGGAGUCAUCGGGAGGGGGACUUUUGUGGUGUUAUCAAAGGAAAAGAGAAGGAAAAGGACGGAUCAAAAGCUUCGUGUGCCGAAGAAUCGUCCGCAUUUUCAAACUCGGAGAGCAAUUCACAUAAAAACAUUUUGUUGGCCGAUAAAAAGGUUUUUGCUUUUUCCGAUCCGGUAUAUUCAAUUUUGUCUAAAAAUGCAUCCUCCGACCACUUACCCGGUUCCGGAUGCUCACCGGAUACGACAAAAAGCAUGGUAGAUGGAGGAAUGCCGCAUUUCGUCGCGGAGACCAUAGAGCAUACUCGGAGUAUUGGUGGCACGCACGAAGUCCCGUAUGAGGAGGAGACCGACAUUCAAGAACAACAAGGAACUCCUCAUGUUGAGCGUAGCCGUGCCGCACAUCAAAAUCGACCGGCAGAGCAAAACAUGAGGAUCGAAUCGGAAGAUACAAUGGCAACCAACCCAUAA